Triticum aestivum (bread wheat) is the source of this 783-nucleotide messenger RNA. RefSeq lists its product as uncharacterized. Bases 23 to 442 code for a protein of 139 amino acids. The transcript has 2 exons. Lineage: Eukaryota; Viridiplantae; Streptophyta; Magnoliopsida; Poales; Poaceae. The record is from RefSeq and is a predicted model, not a curated record.
UUGAGGAACAAGUCCUCGUUACAUGAGCCCUGUGCAGUCCGGAACUACAAAAGCCCAGAAGCAAAGACGAAUCUUGCCGUCGGCACGGUUCCAGCCCGCCAAAGAGAUUCCAGCGUGCCGCCAGCGUUCACGCCUCUCUCCCCUCCCCGCCAGCCAGCCAGCCGCCAGAGGAGGAGGAGGGGAAAGUGGAUCGACGAUGAUGUGGGGAAUAGCAGCCGCCGUGGCGUCCGCGGCCGCCGUCGCCGUGGCCUCCGGCGCGGAGCUCCUCGCGUGCGACCGCGCCCCGACGCCGCCGACCGCCGCCGCGGUCGUCGUCGGCAGAUGCGACGGGUUCCUCUUCCGACAGCGGGAAUCCUCGUCGUCGAGCGGCCGGGACGACAGGUUCGCGCCGAGGUUCGACGGGCUGCGGUUCGUCGAGACGCUCGUCACGGCGCACCGCUGAAAUCGCCGGAAGAUCGACCCGUCGGCCGGGCGGCUCCCAGCCGGCACUGUUCAUCAGGGGAUUCUUUCCUACCGCCCUCUUCAUGCGAUUCGCGACAAGAGGCUAGCUGCUACACGGUUAAUUCGGCGAUUGGUGGCCAAUAUGUUGCCAAAUUUUUGCUAGGACAAAAUUUGAGAUUUUUCGUUUCUUUCUUCUUCUUUUCCUAGUGAUGAUGGUCGUCCUGUUGUUGAGUGAUGCGGUUGAAUUGGAACCUUCAAGUGGCAUGUGAUGAUUGUAUGUGCUUGUGCUAGCAUUGGUUCUUUCCCUGAUUUGUUGUGCAAGCACGAUGUGCUAUGAUUUCA